GCCAGCCAAUUAAUAGUGUUAAGCGAUGGAGGAAAUUUAUGUCAAUGUGGAAGAUGGGAAACCUGUUUGCCAAAUUCCUACGUCUCAGACCGAAGGUUCAAGCAGCUACAAGAAGAAGCCCUUCCUGAUUGUUAUAAUAUUUCUGGGAAUCCUGAGUGUUUUACUGCUGGUUGGACUCAUCGUCCUUGGUCUCCACUCUUGGGACGUGGCAGCUGAUCUCUCUAACAUCAAUGACAAUCUUACUGACCGUCUCCAGGAAAGCAACAGCAAGCUUUACUCCAUGACUGAAGAACGAAACCUGCUUCAUGCUAACCUCACUGAAAUGAUGAAAAAGCUGAACAGGCCUCGAGGGAAAACAUGUCCUACAGGAUGGACAAAUUUCAGCUGCUCCUGUUACUUCCGCUCUACUGUUACGGGUUCCUGGGAUGAAGGAAGACAGGAUUGCCUAUCAAGAGGAGCAGAUCUGGUGGUGAUAAAGGAUAAAGAUGAGCAGGACUUUAUUUCCAGAUUUGCAAAGGAAAAAACUUGGAUUGGUUUGAAUGACAAAGAAACCGAAGGUUCUUGGAAGUGGGUGGAUGGAACCUCUAUGAAUCUUUCGUUCUGGAUAAAAGAUCAGCCUGAUAAUGGAGGUGGAGACCCCAAGUGGGGUAAGGAAGACUGUGCACAUGUUUAUGCACAGUCACAGUGGAACGACCUUUCAUGUGCAGCUUCUCUCCAAUGGAUCUGUAAAAAGCUACCACCAUGGAGUGCCUGAAAAAAUAUCUGCUGUUAAUGUAAUUUAAACAUUAUAAUUCUCACAUCACAUCCACCCGCCCCAACUGCCUCACCCCCUCUGCUCUGGUAUAUCUUAAAGUUUGAUGUUUGGAGCUUUUCUGUUAAUUAUCUAUGCCCUUUCUCUCCAAUGUUUUGGGUAGACUACAACUUUUAUUUCCAGUGUUAUGUGGAUGAUGUCCAGUUGUUCAUAUCUGUGAGGAUCCUGACUCUUAACGCUCUCAACCUCAACAAAGGUCUUUCUCUUUGGUAACCAAUCCAGAAACAACUUCUCUAUUGAUUUCAACAUUUUUUAUCUCCCAAUGUUAAGAGACUGGGUGCUUUCCUUGACAGGAGUCUAUCAUGUGGAGCAUAUAUGUGUGACUUAUAACUUCUCUGUUCUUCUCUGACAUCUUAGGGUUACUCUAAAGUUAAAAAAGUUUGAUUAUUAUAACCUUUUUGUGGACAAGGCCGUAAUUAUUAUAACGUUUUUUUUGUUAUUAUUUACUUGACAAGCCCAGUUUGUACCCGUUUUAAACCAAAUCAGUCAAAU
Molecule: messenger RNA, 1303 nt
Organism: Cyprinodon variegatus (sheepshead minnow)
Lineage: Eukaryota; Metazoa; Chordata; Actinopteri; Cyprinodontiformes; Cyprinodontidae
Product: CD209 antigen-like protein C
Exons: 6
Coding region: 26-754 (242 amino acids)
Source: RefSeq, a predicted model, not a curated record